This is a messenger RNA of Effrenium voratum, 1824 nucleotides long. The record is from the annotation of a GenBank genome assembly. Lineage: Eukaryota; Dinophyceae; Suessiales; Symbiodiniaceae.
AUGAGCUGGCGGCAAAGCCUCACAGAUGGCCCUCUGGCAUGGACGUGCGGCUGCCACUGCCAAGGCCCUGGGGCUGAUGAUACCGACGGGGAGGAGCCUGCCCGGUUCAUCGAGGGCCUGGAGGAGUUGACCAAUGUGGAUGCGGUGUUGGACGCGGAAGCGAACCUUCGCCAGCUGCCGCCCGGGUAUCAUUUGAGCUUGCUGGUCUUUGGGGCAAAGUCCUCAGCGGUCUGCAACCUCCUCGCCGGCAAGGACGUAUUCAGCGGCGAGCAGAGCCCUCUGGUGACGAAGCUCGACACAGUGACGAGCUGGGAAGCGGCGGAUGGGUGCCUGACCGUCAUAGACAUGGCGGGCCUGGACAAGAUGCCGCCCAGCGAGGAACAGGCAGCGCGGCUUCUAGGCGAUGUCCUCCUCGCAGCCCCCAAGGGCGUGGGCAUGUUCCUCUGCGUGCUGCGCUUCGGCAGCGUCACGGAGGAGAGCCUGUCGCAGCUCAUUUUCCUGCUGCAGUACCUCUUUGGCAACGGGAGCCUUCUGAACUUGUACGUUGCAGUCACGUGCGCGCCCUCCUACCUGCAGACGCCCCAAGCCGCAAACGAGUGGGUGCUGGCCUUUGCGGAAACGGACCCCGGAUUUCGGCAUCUCUUUACUUUGGUUGGCAAGAACCCAGCAAGGUUUGUGAUGCUCGGGACGCCGCCCUCAGCGGAGCUGGGCAGUCCUAUCGAGGAGUAUCGUCAUGCCAGCGCGAGGGCGCUGCUCGCCACGUGCCGCCAACAUCCCCUGCACACCAUGCCGCCGCAUCGCCUGCGGAUGAUGCGAGAGGUGCUGGACGUGAUCAAGGUGGAGCGGGACAUGCUCGACGAGAAGCAGUACAAGGUGGCGCGCUUGCGGGCGGAGCUGGAGCUGAGGCCCAGGACCAAGAUGGACUCCGAGCCCCAGGACACUCAGCCUGAAAAGCCUGCGAGGGUGUCCAUCAAGAACCAGGCCAAGCCGCUUCUGGCCGCCUUGGCCUUUGCAGAUGACCUGAACGUGAAGGUCAUGGACCCCAAGCAUUUGGACACCAAGGAGCUCUGCAGACAGCUUGAGAAGGCGGAGAAGGAGGUUGGGGUGCUGCACGAGCACAUUGCCCGAAAGCUGGCUGAGGCGCAAAAAGCGAGCUUCUUUCACGAGCAGGUCAAGGCCGUGGUGGUUCGAGCCCGCGUCAGGUACAUGGAAGACCUGCAGACGGCCACCUCCUCCACCCACGACUUGGUUGCCCAAGGCGGAGGCAAGUCCAACAUCGUGAAGUCUGUGGGCAAGAAAUUCUUCAACGCUUUCGGCCGCAAGGAGCAGGAACCUGGCGGCCAGGAACAGCCUCAGGAGGGGAAGCCCACAGGCUUUGAGGUGUUCACCACCUUGUCUGCCACCAUGGCCGCGGAGAACAUCGAGGAUCGGCCUCCUUGUCUCAUCUUCGACUGGGAUGACACGCUGUGCCCCACCUCCUGGAUGCGCAGUGUGGAGAAUUCGGCGGCGGGGCACAGCUUGAAGCUGGCGUUGCAUGUAGGCAGGGUGGAGCAAGUGCUGCGGGCCGCGCGGAGUUUUGGGUACGUGGAAAUUGUCACCUUGGCCAACAAGCAAUGGCUGGAGCAGACCACGAAGUUUCUGAAAAUCGGGAGCCUGGACCUCCAAGAGCUCUUCAAGGAGCUCGACAUCCGCGUGCCCUGCACCCAGCAAACGAUGGAUCGCCAGUUCACCCAUCGCUUGGAUCCAGCGGCUUCCCUGCCCAGCAAUUCCUCUCAGGAACUACGCGCAGGUGCGCACGGCCAAGACUCAGGCGCGGGGGAGUAG